Messenger RNA from Rhinocladiella mackenziei CBS 650.93, 2310 nucleotides. RefSeq lists its product as uncharacterized. The coding region runs from base 1 to 2310 and encodes 769 amino acids. The transcript has 2 exons. Gene Ontology annotation, cellular component: membrane; COG complex; cis-Golgi network. Lineage: Eukaryota; Fungi; Ascomycota; Eurotiomycetes; Chaetothyriales; Herpotrichiellaceae. The record is from RefSeq and is a predicted model, not a curated record. Gene Ontology annotation, biological process: intra-Golgi vesicle-mediated transport; Golgi organization; autophagy.
AUGGCCACAAUAGAUCCCGUCGAAGCAGACGAAGAUGCCACCCUUGCACGACUCCAAAAUGCAGAAACAGAAUUGGAUCUGUUCAAACUGUCCGGGGACAUGGACGAUGCAUUACUGGAUGCCAGUCUAGAUAAGUACCAACACUACCUCGAUCAGCUGGACGUGGCACGAAGCCAUCUCGACACGCUCCUAGCCGAUACGGCAGCCACACUUGGUGAACUGACCGAAAUCUCCGCCUCGUUCAAAGCCAUCGACGCCCAGACCAAAAACUUCCAGAAACUCUCCGUGAACAUUGUGGAGGAGCAGAAGAAAAACGAUGCGAUUGCUAAGGAUGUAGCCGAAAAUUUGCGCUACUAUGAACCGCUGGAGCGGAUUACAAGGCGUCUCAACGCGCCCGGGGCAGGCGCAUUCGUUCGAAGCAAAUCCUUUUCUGAGAUUCUUGUGACGCUGGACGAAUGCAUAGACUACAUGCAAACGCACCCAAGUCACAAGGAGGCCGAGACGUAUAGAUCACGAUACCGACUUCUUCUGACGAGGGCAUUGACGCUGGUGCGGAACACAUUCAUGGCCGGACUUAGGGAGACCACGACCGAAGUAGCCGGCAGGAUCGCCGCGAAACAGCUCAACGACACAACCAUGUCUGCUCUGUUGUAUGCGAAGUUUCGCGUGGGCGCAGCCGAGAUGAAAGAAUUAGGUCUGGAGAUCCAAAAGCGCGCAAGCCCUCCCGCCGACGCAGAGCCCGGCACGGAAGGGGAAUACCAGAGUCUGAUGAACGAGUUGCACGCCAGCUUUACAGCCUGUCGAGCAAGACUGAUUCUACCGAUCGUGCAGAAACGGCUGUCGGAGAUCAGCCAGAUGCCGACUUCCAAGGAUCUGGUCCACUUCGCGCGUUCAAGUAUAAGUUAUAUUAGAGGAAUAUGUCUGGACGAAUUCGAGCUGUGGUCGGAAUGGUUUCAUGGCUACGGAGGGGUCUAUGAUUUCCUAGAAUCUAUCUGUGAACCACUCUAUGAUCACCUCCGGCCGCGAAUCAUCCAUGAGAACAAGUUAUCCAAAUUAUGCUCACUGGUGACGCUGCUCCAAACCAGGUAUUUACACGACGAUGAAGAAGACGGUCCAGCGGACUUGAAUCAACUAGACUUCUCGGCGCUCAUCCAACCAGCCUUAGAGGACGCUCAAACCCGACUCGUCUUCCGCGCCCUAGCCAUCCUGCGAGAUGAAAUUGAGAAUUUCAGGCCAAAGCCCGAGGACCUCGACUAUCCUAGGCUAACAUCACGACCUCCAACAGCUACCGCUCCUUUGUCUGGCCGAAGGGCAUCUCGCGACCCACUGACGCCAUUGUCCAAGGCUCCUGACCUCGGUGAUGAUGAGUCUGCAGAGGAAGGCUCAUUUUCAUGGACCAUCGCAUCUCGCCGCACGGCCCUGAAGAAUUGCUACCCAACGCUGCCCAAAGCCAUCCGCCUUCUAUCCCGAAUCUACCGACUCGUCAAUUCCUCAGUCUUCGACGACCUUGCGCACCAGAUCGUACACCAGACCACCAUGUCUUUGCACAACGCAUCUACCCGCAUAUCUUCCAGAUCCUCCCCGCCUGAUGGCCAGCUCUUCCUCCUCCGACACCUGCUACUCCUCAAGUCCCAGAUCGUGGCUUUUGACAUUGAAUAUGUCACGCCAGACGUGUCUUUCGACUUUUCUGGCGUAGCGAGCACAUUCUACGAACUCCGCGAACGAGGCGGCCUCUUUAACCCACGCAGCUGGAUGAAAUUGUUCAGUACGGGCGGCCUCCUUCCCCGCGUGGUGGAGAACAUGCUGGACGCCAAAGUCGAACUAGAUGGCCGUCUGAGAACCGUGAUCAACGAUUUCACCGCAGGAUUCGCAUUACACAUGACCAAAGAUCUGCCCCGGGACAUCGAGAAAGCGAGUAUCAAGAACAAUGCCCUCGAGGAAGCCGUCUCCGGGACUCGCAAGCACAUCGAGAAGGAGAUCCCAAUCCUCCGAGCCAAGUUGGAGCAGUACCUCGACGACGCGCGCACGCGCGAGACCCUCGUGGCCGCUGUGGAAGGCCAAGUCGUGCAGAUCUACGAGACCUUCUUUGACGGAUACGUAAAGCGGCUGGGCGGUGCUGGUGGUAACGAAAAGAUCAACGGCGUGAACCAGAUCUCGCGCAAGGGCAAAAGUCCCGAGAAUGCAGUGUGGGAUAUCGAUACGUUCGCAGAGUGGACCGAGUUGCUGUUCAAUGUCGCGUUGCCGAAUGUGGAAGAUGAUGGAACCAGUCAUCCUGCUUCGAGAAGCUUGUCGAGAAGCGGGAGUCCGUAG